CUCGGUCGCGGCAGCUGCGUCUUACGAGUUUCGCUGCUGGCGCAUUACUGAACGGUAUGUUCUUAGAGGCUUUUCUUAUGGAUACCUGGUUGGUGCCAGAUACUCGCGAUGUUGUCAGGGCACUGGGAUCUCGAGUCAGCGCCCUGAGCGUUGCAGUUGGGUUGGCGCAGUUCCCAGAGCCCAAACCGGGAGCGAAAGUCACUUUCGCUCCGUCUGGGGUGUGAUCAGAACCUCCGCACCGCCUUUGGCAACCCUCUUUCUCCCCUCUCAUCCUCGACAUUUUCCUCUUCCCUCUUUUCCCCAGCUAAUGAGUUUCAUAUCGCCUUAUUUUGCCGUACC
Molecule: messenger RNA, 339 nt
Organism: Aspergillus welwitschiae
Lineage: Eukaryota; Fungi; Ascomycota; Eurotiomycetes; Eurotiales; Aspergillaceae
Exons: 1
Coding region: 57-224 (55 amino acids)
Source: RefSeq, a predicted model, not a curated record